AUGGAUGAACAUGCAACUGAAUCACGGGCAUGGUCAAAAGUUGCUCCACUUCCCUUCAGCCUCCACAUAUUUCAACCGGCUCAGACCACGUCGGUCUGCACCAAAGUCACCAAAGUCCGACUCCAAGAAGGCAUCCCCCCUAACGAUGCGUGCCAGCCAGGCUUCUUCAAGGCGUUUGCAGGCAACAUCAAGUGUUCCAAGUGCCCGCCCCACAGUCACAGCUACGGGGAAGGUGCCGCCGUCUGCCGCUGUGAGCUGGGCUUCUUCAGGGCCGCCAAGGAUCCUCCCACUAUGGCGUGCACGCGUCCUCCUUCCCCUCCCCGCAACGUACUUUUCGCCCUGAACGACACGUGUCUGACGCUGGAGUGGUCGCCGCCCAGCGACGCCGGGGGCCGCCGGGACCUCACCUACGACGUCCGGUGCCAACGCUGCGGCGCCACACCGGAGCAGUGCCGGCUGUGCGAGGAAGACCUGCGCUUCCUGCCGCGGCCGUCGGGCCUGACCGGCGCCUCGGUCACCGUCACGGACUUCUCGGCGCACGCCAACUACACCUUCGAGAUCGAGUCGCUCAACGGGGUGUCGGGCAUGAGCUUGUUUCCUCGCCAGGUCGCCGUCAUAACCGUCAGCACGGACCACCGCGAUCUGGUCUAG
Messenger RNA from Entelurus aequoreus (snake pipefish), 651 nucleotides. RefSeq names its product ephrin type-A receptor 6-like. Gene Ontology annotation, biological process: axon guidance. Lineage: Eukaryota; Metazoa; Chordata; Actinopteri; Syngnathiformes; Syngnathidae. Gene Ontology annotation, cellular component: neuron projection. The transcript is spliced from 4 exons. Gene Ontology annotation, molecular function: protein binding; transmembrane-ephrin receptor activity. The coding region runs from base 1 to 651 and encodes 216 amino acids. The record is from RefSeq and is a predicted model, not a curated record.